Drosophila bipectinata is the source of this 1695-nucleotide messenger RNA. RefSeq names its product Ionotropic receptor 67c (gene Ir67c). The record is from RefSeq and is a predicted model, not a curated record. NCBI's taxonomy places the organism in Eukaryota, Metazoa, Arthropoda, Insecta, Diptera, Drosophilidae.
AUGUGCCGCACUUUAAGUUUCAUAGUAAUUAUCCUGUUACUCAACACCGCCACAGGAUGGACAGUUCCAGAAGUUAUACGACAGCUCAAUCGUGAUUGGGAUAGACAGCUCAAUGUAUAUUUCGACUGUCAAGAUCAGGAACUAUCCUUCGAUCAGAGUGUGUCAGUUUUGCAUCUGAAUACAUACUUUCCCAUGCAAAGACUGAUGGGAAGGUUUAGUGAGAAUGCCUUGGUUAUAGCCUGUUUAUCGGAAGCCACAGAAAACCGAACUCUGGAAGGAGUCAAGGAGUUUCUUUGGGCUUCACAGCACCUGCCUAUUUUUUACAUCACAAAUAAUAAUAUGAAUGUGGAUUUCAGCAAGGCUUUGAAAAGAGGAUUCCUGCAUGUCUUGGCUUUUGAUUUGAAAAAUGGAAGUCUGUACACCUAUAAGCCCUAUCCAAAAAUAAAAGUACAUCAAGUCAAAGAUAUCAAAGAUUUUAUGUUACUAACCAAGUUGACAAACCUGCAUGGAGAGCCCGUGAGGAUUAGUGUUGAAACUAUGUCACCUCGUUGUUUUCACUACAAAAACCGCCAUGGAAAGGUAGUAUAUGCUGGCUAUAUGUACAAGUUGAUCCAGGGAUUUAUUGAAACCUAUAAUGGCAAUGAGACUUAUGUUCUGAAAGAUCAAGAUCCCAUACCCUACAGUGUGGGUUUCCAAAUUUUACAAAACGGCGACGUUGAUAUUGUUCCCAGGAUACUGUUCAACUUUAAUUGGAAUUACUUUUAUCGCAGCUAUGUUCUUUAUAAUGUCAAUAGCUAUUUCAUAGUGCCUUGGGCAGAACCACUCCCGAAGAGUCUAUAUUUCAUAAGGACCUUUAAGUGCAAUGUUUGGAUAGCGUUUAUUCUAAGUAUCAUUUACGCCUCAAUUGCCAUUUGGUGGAUAAAAUUCAGAAAGCAAAGUGCGGAAUCAAAUUCUUUGGCAUCCACUUUCCUGGAUGUCCUCCAAUUAAUGGUGCAACUACCUAAUCCCAUUCAGUGGCAUUUCAACUUAGGCUUUCACCAUUUGAUUUCUCUUCUGGUACUUCUUCCAGUGGGGUUUGUAUUGACCAAUAUGUACACGGCCCAGUUGUCAAGCUCGUUAACCACUGGCCUGUAUAAGCAACAAAUCGACAGUUUCGACGAUAUGGUGGAUGGGAAAUUUAAGUUACUUCUCGAGAGUCUCGAUAAGGAAGUUCUGCAGAACAUGUCGAAGAGGAAUUACAUUCAGCCGGGUCUCCAAAACAUUAUUCUAGAAACAUCAUUGAAGGAGGUUCUUUAUUUCCGGAAAAAUCUUAAUACAAGCUAUUUGUAUCUGGCCUUCGGAGAUCGUAUUGAAUUUGAGUUGAGCCAACAGAAAUAUCUUCGAGUACCGCUCUUCAAAAUACUUCCGGAGAUCUUUGUCCAAAGUCUUUUUUUCAUACCGCUCCGACAUGGAUUGCCGUAUGUGGAAUUAUUCAACAAUUACCUCCAGAGGAUCUGGGAAUCAGGAAUCUAUGAAAAGCUUAGGUUGAAUGCCUAUUUCGAAGGAAUUGCCAGUGGAGAGAUAACCUUUCGAAAAUCCACAACCUGGGAAACACAGGUCUUCAAUAUGGAGUUCUAUUACUUUGCCUAUAUACUCUUGGCUGUGGGUUGGUUCUUAGGGGGUGUUAUUUUUUUGGUUGAGAAAUGGAGGGGCUAA